This is a messenger RNA of Drosophila mojavensis, 8335 nucleotides long. It is a transcript of the gene Sin3A, whose product is annotated as paired amphipathic helix protein Sin3a. Gene Ontology annotation, biological process: negative regulation of transcription by RNA polymerase II. The transcript is spliced from 12 exons. The record is from RefSeq and is a predicted model, not a curated record. Bases 1199 to 7537 code for a protein of 2112 amino acids. Gene Ontology annotation, molecular function: transcription corepressor activity. Gene Ontology annotation, cellular component: chromatin. NCBI's taxonomy places the organism in Eukaryota, Metazoa, Arthropoda, Insecta, Diptera, Drosophilidae.
UCAUAUCGAUUGUGUUCAUCGCGCGUCUGCAACUUGCUGGUCGCAUCUCAGUAGUGCGACUAAUUAAAUUUAAUACAAAGUCAACAAGAUAAAUUAGUGUAACACAUUCCAGUGAGCAACACAUAUGGAGAGGAAGCCAGCACAAUAAAGUAAAUGAGCUAAAUUUAAAUUUAUUGGCACCACAAAAACCAAUAGAAACACACAGUCACGCAGCUUUGCAUGAGUGUGCGCGCGUGCGACUGUGUGCGUGUGCCUAUGUAUAUGUGUGUAUAUACAUGUGUACAUGACAUACAUAUGUGAAGUUUAUAACGAAGCGUAGUUUAGUGUGGAGGCGCAUUUUACGUGCAGGGCAUACAAAAAGUUCGUAGGCGUUGGAGCUUCGUCAGCACCGGGAGCACAUUAGCAGCAGCAACAGCGACUGCGGCAGCAGCAGCAUAAAAUCGAUUCCAAGUGCAUGCAUUUUGUGCAUGUGUUUGCGUGCGUGUGUGUAUGUGUGUGCGUGAGUGCGUGUUGCAAAGCAGAGCCUCACGCGCUUUUCUCCCUUGCUGUAGCUAAGCUAACAAAAAAAAAAUAUAUAUCUAUAUAUAUAAAAGAAAAAAUUCCAUCAAAAAUCUUGGCAAAAAUCUCGCGUACAAAUUGUGAACGUGACCAGUUGCUACAGCUAAAAGCUAGAGAGAGUGAAAAAUUACAAAUUGACAAGAUUUCUUACCUUGUGGCAUGUUUUGAGCCAACUUGAACCAGUGAUUGCCGUUUGCCGAACGGAACUGCGACUGCGACGUGGCAGCGCUAGAGGAGACAGCGCCAAGAUCAUAACGGAAAUCAAUUCGAAGUGGGCAAAAGUUCCGAGUAUUUUUGUGGCCUGCCGCUGAAGCGGACUGGCACGCGUCUAUAUCCAAAUGCAUAGACAACAACAACAACAUCACCAAACAGAACAACAUAUGUUGGAUACACGAUCAGAACAAGCGCUGCACUCCGAUUACAGUUAUCAGCUACGACCACGACCGUUUAUUGCCUACUACAUACGCUCGUAGACGACAGUCCAAUCCGACAUCCUACCCACCACCUAGACGGUGAGAAGAAGCAGCCAUCUAGUGCAACUCGCAAAAAUUUGGGAGGAGCAACAGUACAUAAAAGAAACUCUCAGCAGCAGCAGCAGAAGCAGCAGCAGAUCCAACAGUACUCAAAAUUCCUAUCAAGCAUGAUGAAACGUACGCGCAUCGAUGAAGUCCAAUUUGGCACACGUUCCGGUCCAGGGCCGGGCGGUGGCGGUGGUGCGAACAGUGGCACCACCAGCGUGGGCGUUAAUACAGCCGGCGGUGUUACCAUUGGCACUGUGGUGCCAAAUGCCCACAGCGCCACAAUCAGCGGCAUUGGCUCCAUACAUCAUCGCAUAUUGACGCCGCAGCAUGGAGGCGCACAGACCAUAGCCUAUCUGCCGUCCACGACGCCGACGGCAACGAAUCUGAAAACAACGAGCAGCAUUGUCGAUAGCGCCAGCACCCAAACGAACGUGACGGGCGUCGGUGGCCCGGGCAGUGGAGGCGUUGUCGUCUCCACGGGCAGUGCGGGCACCCAAACCUUGCAGUAUACCACAUCUUAUAGCGUUGCCUCCAUCCAAGCGGGCGGCACUAUGAAGGCCAGCACAGCGGACGGCAACGCGGUGCAGAUACAUGUGACUGGCGGCGGUGCUGCAGUAUCCGCAGCAGCUGGUGGAGCAGUUGGCGGUGGCUCUCAGACAGUAUCCAGCAGCUGUCAAACGGGCAGCAUUCGACAGCGCACAAUAAGCGGCACUCAGACAAAUGCCACGAGCAGCCUGACAACAACAGCGCAGCAAACACAACCAUCCGCACAGUUGUCCACACCGCCCAAUGGACCGGGUGUGGCAGCUGGCGCAGGAGCGGUCUCUGUGGGUGCGGGAAAUAGCACGCCGCCCCAGGGACAGGCAGCGGCAGCUGGUGGCGCCGCCAGUGCUGCGCCGCGACUCAAGGUCGAGGAUGCGCUAAGCUAUCUGGAUCAGGUCAAAUACCAAUAUGCCGAUCAGCCGCAGAUCUACAACAAUUUCCUGGACAUUAUGAAGGAGUUCAAAUCGCAUUGCAUCGAUACACCGGGUGUGAUUGAGCGUGUCUCGACGCUCUUCAAGGGCCACACUGAGCUGAUCUAUGGCUUCAAUAUGUUCUUGCCGCCCGGCUAUAAGAUUGAAAUCCAUUCCGAUGCACUUGGCUGCUCAGUUCCAGUUGUUUCGAUGCCAUCGCCACCUGGAGCACCCAGCAGCACGGGCACAGUUCAUAUGAUUGCCGCAGCGGGCAACAGCCCGUUGGCGAGCAGCGUGAAUGCGCACACAACACUGAAGCCGAUUGCGCAAGCCCAGGGUCCAGGUGGUCCUGGUGCCGUUGGUGGUGCUGGCGCUGGUGGUGGUGGUGCAGCUACAGCAGCCGCUGCAGCUGUAGCGCAGAUCCAGACGCCAGUCAAUUUGAUGACGCAUGGUGGCGCCUCACUCACCCAGACUACGAUACAUGCCCUGCAGCCGGCAGCAGCUGCAGCUCAGUCGCCCGGCGGUCAUGUCCAUGUGACCAGUAGCUCAGCGGUGCCACCGAGCGGUGUUGGUGUUAAUGUGGGCGUCGGUGUGUCGCCCUAUGUGCCACAAAACUAUUCACGGGAUCGAGCCGAGCAACGUGCAACGAUAACGCCAACGGGUCCUGGUCAGGUGCCGGCGGCCGUGUCAUCAACGGCUGGCUCCAGCAUUGCGGUCGGCCCGCCGACUCCCAAUUCAUUGAGUGAGCUAAGUCCACACGCCGGACCCGCUGCCCAGCACAAUUUGCAUCACAUCCAGCAGGCGCAUCAGUCCAUUUUGCUGGGCGAGACGACGGGCCAGCAGAAUCAGCCGGUGGAGUUCAAUCACGCCAUAACCUAUGUGAAUAAGAUUAAGAAUCGAUUCCAAAGCCAGCCGGCGAAGUAUAAGAAAUUCCUGGAAAUCCUGCACGCCUAUCAGAAGGAGCAGAAGGUGAUGAAGGAGGGCAGCAGCGGCAGUGGCUUGAAUCAGGGCAAAAUGCUAACCGAACAGGAGGUCUACACGCAAGUCGCCAAACUCUUUGGCCAAGAUGAAGAUCUGUUACGUGAAUUUGGCCAAUUUCUGCCGGAUGCCACAAAUCAUCAAUCGUCCGCUGCCGCUGCCGCCGCUGCACAAUAUAUGUCCAAGUCAGCGCUGCACAACGAUCAUCACAACAAGCAGCAGCAGCAGCGCACCACAACGACGGCCACAUUGAGCGGUGGUGCGCACAUCAGCAUGUCCUCGGCAUCGCCGUCGGCGGUGCCCAACAGUGGUUCGCCCAUGCAUUUGAGCAGCGGUGCGACGCUCUCGCAGAUCGACAGCAGCAGUGCGCACGCGCAUGCCGCAGCCAUUGGCAAUCUGUCGGCUGUGAAUACGAGCGUCAGCAUCAAGUCCUGUGCCGUGCCACAGAAUCAUAUAAUCAGCGGCAGCAUUUUCGAGAAGGACUAUCAUGGACUAGGACAACAGCAGCUGCAGCAGCAGCAACAGCAGCAACAACAGCAGCAGCAGCAGCGACAUCCGAGUCUGCAACCACCGCACAUACUCUCCAGCACGCCGCCGAGUAGCCUGAGGGGCAGCGCUGUGGGCGUGGGCGCCGUGCUGGACCAGCGCAACAAUCAUCAUGCCCAGAAGUAUGUGGCCCAGCACUCGAACAUGUCGCAGAAGAAGUCGCCCAGUUAUGGCGGGAUAGCCAACAUUCAGCAUCUGCCACAUCUCAAUGACAAUUCGCUCGAUCGCAACUCGCCGAACAUUGCCAGCUAUGUGACACCCGCUCAGCAGCUGCCCGCACAUCCGCAUCCCCAUCCGCACCACAAUGCGCACAACUCGAGCAGCAGCAGCAGCAGCCGGCGGCAGGCGGUGGAUGAGCUGGCGGCGGCCUCCGUUUCCAGUGGCUUUGGCACAACCGGAGGCAACGGACCACCGCCGGCGAAGCGGCCAAAGCCCUAUUGUCGGGACGUCAGUUUCUCGGAAGCAUCGCGUAAGUGUACCAUCGCGGAUGUGGCCUUCUUUGAUAAGGUGCGUAAGGCGCUACGCAGUCCGCAGGUCUACGACAAUUUCCUGCGCUGUCUGACGCUCUUUAAUCAGGAGAUUGUCUCGAAGACGGAACUGCUGGGCCUUGUCUCGCCGUUCCUCAUGAAAUUUCCGGAUCUGUUGCGUUGGUUUACAGACUUUCUCGGCCCGCCGUCGUCCGGCCAGGUGGGCGGUGCAGCUGGCGCUGGCGGACUCAUCGACGGCCUGCCCUUAGCGGCCACACAGCGUCAGGGCAGCAAUAGCAGCUCCCAUGAUCGGGCGAGCAGUCAUCAGAGCACGGACUAUGUCCAGGAUGUUGAUCUGUCGCUGUGCAAACGCCUGGGCGCCUCGUAUUGCGCCCUACCCCAAUCCACGGUGCCCAAGAAGUGCAGUGGACGCACCGCCCUCUGUCGCGAGGUGCUCAACGACAAGUGGGUCUCGUUUCCGACAUGGGCCAGCGAGGACUCGACAUUUGUCACCUCGCGGAAGACCCAGUUCGAGGAGACCAUCUACAGGAAUAUUCACAGAACGGAAGACGAGCGCUUCGAACUGGAUCUGGUGAUUGAGGUGAACAGCACCACGAUUCGUGUCCUGGAGAAUGUACAAAAGAAAAUGUCUCGCAUGUCGCCCGAGGAGUUGGCCAAAUUUCAUUUGGACGAUCAUCUCGGUGGCACCUCACAAACCAUCCACCAGCGGGCCAUACAUCGCAUUUAUGGCGACAAGUCCGGCGAGAUAAUCCAAGGCUUGAAAAAGAAUCCCUCGGUGGCUGUGCCCAUUGUCCUCAAGCGACUUAAGGUCAAGGAGGAGGAAUGGCGGGAUGCACAAAAGAACUUCAAUAAGCAAUGGCGCGAACAGAAUGAGAAAUAUUAUUUGAAAUCUCUGGAUCAUCAGGCAAUCAAUUUCAAGCCCAAUGAUAUGAAGGCAUUGCGCUCGAAGAGUCUCUUCAAUGAGAUUGAGACGCUGUACGAUGAGCGCCACGACGCGGAAGAUGAUUCCAUGGAAGCGGCGGGGCCGCAUCUGGUGCUGCCGUACAAGGACAAGACCAUACUGGACGAUGCGGCCAAUCUGCUGAUACAUCAUGUCAAGCGUCAGACGGGCAUCCAGAAGCAGGAGAAGCAGAAAAUCAAACAGAUCAUACGACAAUUUGUGCCUGACCUAUUCUUUGCGCCACGACAGCCGUUGAGCGACGAUGAACGCGAUGACGCAUUUCCAUUUUUGGUAGAUGACACUAAAAUGGAAGUCGACUCGCCUGUGAGUCGUGUUGCGCCCAAAGGUGGAGGAGCGGGCGGAGGUGGAGGCGGAGAGAGCGCCUCACCAGCUCGCAGUAAUGUGAGCAGCAGCAGCAGCAGCGUUCCCAGUGGAGCCAGUGGAUCAGCAGCAGCAGCAGGAGCAGCCGUAACAGCUGUGACGGCCAUUAAAAAGGAGUCUGAGUCAGAGUCAUCGAGCAAAACGUUAACAGCAACAACAACGGGCGAUGAUGCAACGCCGUCGACUUCAUCAGCUGCGGCGGCGGCAGCAGCAGUUGGCGACAUUAAGGAAAAGUCUGAAGUAGAUACGUCGCAAAGAGCUGUCGGAGGAAGAGACGAGGAGACGGCAGCCAAGGCAGCCAAUAAUAAUAGUAAUAGCAGUCCCAGGCGAAGCGAAGAGGGAGCAGCGGCGGCAGCGGGCGCCGAUGUGAGCGUGAAGCUGGAGCAGAGCGAUUGUGCGAAUCCCACGAUUCUGCCACCGCAUGCGCAGGGUCAGCGAGAGGAUGAGUCCUAUUCCCUAUUCUUUGCCAACAACAAUUGGUACCUGUUCCUGCGACUGCACGCCAUCCUCUGUGAUCGACUGCACGUCAUGUACGAGCGUGCGCGCCUGCUGGCCAUUGAGGAGGAGCGCAGCCGUGUGAAUCGAAGGGAGAGCACGGCGACAGCACUGAGAUUGAAACCCAAGCCGGAUGUGCAAGUGGAGGACUAUUAUCCCACGUUUCUGGAUAUGCUGAAGAAUGUGCUCGAUGGCAACAUGGACUCGAAUACCUUCGAAGAUACCAUGCGCGAAAUGUUUGGCAUCUAUGCCUACAUAUCCUUUACGCUCGAUAAGGUUGUUUCCAAUGCUGUGCGACAGCUGCAAUACUGCGUCACGGAGCGCGCCGCCUUGGACUGCGUGGAGCUCUAUGCCAGUGAACAGAGGCGCAACAGCACCGGAGGCUACUGUCGCGAUGCACACAAGAGCUACGAGCGAGAGAUGAGCUACCAGCGCAAGGCGGAGAGCAUACUCAACGAGGAGAACUGCUUCAAAGUGUUUAUUUACAAGAUCGAUUGUCGUGUGACCAUUGAGCUGCUCGACUCGGAACCGGAGGAGGUGGAAAAGCCGGCUGUAUUAAAGGCGCAAAAGUUUAGCAAAUAUGUGGAGCGUUUAGCAAAUCCCGUUUUAGGCGCCGGCAGCGGCAACAACAAUAACAACAGCAGCAGCAGCAACAACAACAACAAUAACAACAGCAAUCAAUCUGCAGGCAAUGACAAUCUGGUGGAAACGUCCGGCAUCAAAACGGAGGAAGCAGAUGAGAUCGCCGAGCUGGUGCGCGGUUCACGCAAAGCACGUUUUCUGCUGCGGAACAAGCGACGCUCGCAGCUGCAUGAGGAACAGGUGCGUCAACUCUUUGAACAGAAGCGCAGUUGCAGUGGACUCGAAUCGAAUGCUGUGCCCAGUGAAGCAACACCCAAUGCCAACAACAACAAUAACAACAAUUGGAGCAAGCAACGGGCACCUGAACGCUUGGGUACGCCACAGGUGGGCCUGGCAGAGCAAUAUGCAUUCAACGAUCGCGACGAGAUCAGCACAAAUACGAGCAACGGCCGCUGCUUUGUGACCAGCAAGAAUCUCAAUUUACUCAAAUACGAUGCAGUGCGUCGUGCCAAGAAGAGUCAUUGCCGCGUCACACAGGCCAAGUACUCGCGUUUCCAGAGCUACGUCAAUAGAUGGCUGCAGCAACAUGUUAGCGAACAACUGCAGCAGCAUUGCAACGACUGGCUGCUGGGCAAGACGCCCGAACAGAUCAAUGCCAGCGGCUGGGGUGCCACCAGCAAAACGAAGCCGCUGCAGCAAAAGGAUACAACAAAGACGCCCUAUCGCAUCUAUACGCGCUACAAGGUGUUGCAGCCCAGCAGCGGCGUGACAACAACUGUUGCUGCGGGACUAGCACCAGCGACAGCAAUAUCAACAGUUGCGGCGACAGCUCAAGUUGCCCCAACAGCAGCAACAGUUGCCGCUGCUGUCACAGUUACACCGGCUGUUAACAAUGCCAACGCCAGCAGCAGCAGUAGCAGCAGCAACAUUUUGACCGUAAGCUUAACAAAAACAUCGUCAGCAGCAGCUGCAGCAACAACAACAACAGCAACAUCGCAACAACAUUGCAACAGCGCCGCAGCAGCAGCAGCAGCCGCUGCCACAGCGGGCAAUGCAGAGGCAACACUGCAACAAGUUCGGCCAAUGGAGAGCUAACCUCCAGUUGCAGUUGCACCGGUCGCCAUCGCCAGCUGGCCAAAUGCAGCCUACAUGUGAAGUCGCUGCAGCUUUUAUACCGUAGGCUGGCUUCACUGUACGCCAGUGUUUGUUUAAACUAAACUGUGAUAGCAGUUGCAGACGAUGCUUGGCCGACACUAGAAAUCCAACUAGAACCGAAACUGAAUUGUAUGAAAAAUCCCAAAAAAAACAACAAAAAAACAAAAAAAAAAAGCAAAGAAAAUCGGCACACAAAGCUAUUUUUCACUUUGUACAAAAAGUCAUAUAAAGUCUAGGCGUAGUAUUGCUCCUAAUAAUAAUCAUAAUAACAAUAAUAAUUAUAUUUACUUUAAUAAGCAUUCUACAACAUCUUGAGUAGCGUUUAGUGUUAGUUUUACAAUAAUUGUAACGGCAGCGUUUGUAGUUGAUAAGCAAUCUAAACUCACACAAGCCCGCUCGUCCGUAUUAUUGCGGCCGUUCUCUGAGAGCAUGUUUAAAAUUAAACCUUAAUAUGCAAUUUUUAAUUGUUAAACGAUUGUGGGGAAAAGUGACGUUUGUUCGUGCUAAUUAAAUUGAUAUCAACGUCUGUUUAGCUUUUAAGCCAUUUUAUGAAAACAAACAGAACUUUUAAUUUUACACAAAAAUCUAAUGUAUUUUUAUACAAAACGAACCUUGUACAAUUCCUUGUGAAUACUAUUGAUUAUACACCUAAUUUUUAAGCAUAACAUAAGUUGUAAAAAUCUGAUGAGAUAAUUAAAAAACAAAACAAAACAAAAAUAUACAAGAAGUGAAAAAUUA